GAUAAAGCAACAUGAUUGUAUUAUUCUUAUUGUGUACAUUGCUUGUUUUUACUAUUGUAUUUAGAUUCAGGAGACGUAGGUUAUACGAAUUAGCAGCGCUCCUACCUGGAACAAAAUCUGCACACCCUGUAUUAGGUGUCAUACCUCUUUUGAUAGGCAAUAGUGAGGCUACAAUGACCAGUUUGCAAGAUUUCUCUUAUGAAAUUAUGGAACCUGGAAUCGGGAAAGGUUGGCUGAAUCAUAUCUUAUAUAUUUUGGUGGUAAACCCUGAAGAUAUAGAAAUGAUAACGAAAACUUGUUUAGAAAAAGAUGACUUGCACCGAUUUUUUAGAAGACUCCUUGGGUAUGGAGGCAUAUUUGCACCAGUUUCAAUUUGGAGACGGAGGCGAAAAAUUUUAGUUCCUACAUUCAGCCCGAAAAUUCUUAAAAAUUUUGUUGAUAUUUUUGCUCAGCAAAGUAAUAAACUUGCGGACAAAUUAUAUGACAAAACAUCCAAAACUCCUUUUAGUAUUUGGCCUUUUCUAGUGUCUUACAAUUUGGACUCAGUUGGCGAAUCUGUAAUGGGAGUACGGUUAAAUUCACAAAAUAUCCACUCUUAUUCACCAUUUCUUAAUUCGAUGACAACAAUACUCAAUAUCACGUGUGAGAGAAUCUUUCGUUUGUGGUGGCAUCCGGAAUGUCUAUUUAGGUGUUUCCCAAUAUAUUCCAUCCAUGAAAAGUGUAUAAAAUUAUUGCAUAGCUUUGUUGACAAGGUUAUUGAAACAAAAGCGAUAGAGUUGCAGAAGGACAAAAUGAGUCAACAGAAUGAAUGUCAUCAUUUUGAUCUUCAGGAAUUUCAAAAAAAAUCUUUUCUGGAAAAUUUAAUAAAUCUGUCUGGUGGAGCUCAAAAUUUAACAAAUGACGAGUUAAGAGAAGAAAUUUUAACUUUAAUUGUGGCAGCUACAGACACCUCAGCUGUAGCAAUGGGAUAUACUCUUAUAUUGUUAGGAAAAUAUCCAAAGAUACAAGAUAAAGUCUACAAAGAGUUAAACGAAAUUUUUGGAAAUUCCAAUCGUCCUUUAGAAAGUGAAGAUUUAAAUAAAUUAAAAUAUCUAGAAAGAGUUAUCAAAGAGUCUUUAAGAUUAUACCCUCCUGUACCUUUUAUUAUAAGGAAAAUAGAGAAAGAAAUAAAAUUACCGUCAGGAAACUGUCUCCCGGCGGGUAGCGGGGCGGUGUUAUCUAUUUGGGGAGUCCACCGAAAUCCCAAAUGUUGGGGUGCAGACGCUGAGCACUUCGACCCUGAUAGAUUUCUACCAGAGCGUUUUAAAUUAGUGAAAAGUGGUAGCUAUUUACCCUUUAGCAUUGGACCACGCAAUUGUCUUGGAUACCAAUACGCUCUGAUGUCUAUCAAAACAGCUUUAUCUACAAUACUUCGCAAUUAUAAAGUACUAGGAGAACCAGAAUCCUCACCCAUACCUCGGAUAAGAGUCAAGAUGGAGAUCAUGAUGAAAGCUGUAGAUGGAUUUAAUGUAACAUUGCAAAAGAGAGAGUGAAAGACGACUGCUUAGGAAUAUCUUUAACAGAAAUCAUAAAUUAAACGAAUACAUAAAUGGUAAAAUGUAAAAUAUAUAUGUUAAUAGUAAAAUGUUAUUUUUAAAAAUAUUACUUGAGUUUAAUAUUUUAAGUGGGAUUAGUUUCUCAAGCAAUAUUUUACAAAUUUUGCUCUCAUUUUAUGACUCUUUAUUUGUAAAGGCUAUAAAUACGAAUUAUUUGAAUUUCAAAAAAUUAUUAUGUUUAAAUUGUGAAAUUUUAGUUAAAAUCUGAAUUAAGUGCUUUUAAGAUAAAACAAUUGGUCCUAACUGGAAAAAGUCGGAGCCCAAAAAUAUUUUUUUUUCAUUAAUAUAUAAUUAAUACCAUGCUGAACUUUUAGGACGAGUAAUAAAUAAAUUUUGUUGAUGGUCCACAGACUACAUUCAAUAAUAUUCUGCAAGAAUUUAGAUGUUCACUAUCUGUGUGGGAAUUUUUUUAUGCUCUGUUUUUAUAGGAACUGUGCUGGAAUUGAUUAUAACUCACACACUCGUUCUGUUAUAUAGAAGACAACAAUGUUUGUGUUAGAGAAAUCUAAUAGGCUUACCAUAAUGUACGCUUCUUAAUUGAUCUUAUAUAAUUUGUUUAAACUGUUCAAAAACGGAUACGUGAAGUGCAGCAUCUGUUUACUAGUAUCUCUAUGUGAAGGUAUACAAAAAAAAUUAAUUUAAAUGAAUCUAAUAUUUUUCGGAUAUACUGCGCGUGCUUUAUUUUUAUAAAAAAACUACAUACUCCCGACGUUUCGGUUACUUUUCAGCAACCGUGAUCACGGCCAGACGAGAUGUGAAUGUCUGUUAGUUGGUCCUGUUAUUUAUCAUCUACCGCCAUCGAUUUCUUAAUUUUCUGACGUACCGCUCUGGACUCGUAGUAUAUCCGAUAAAUAUUAGUCACAUUUAAAUGAAUAAAACUCGCGAAGUUCUUAGAUCUCA
Molecule: messenger RNA, 2495 nt
Organism: Danaus plexippus (monarch butterfly)
Lineage: Eukaryota; Metazoa; Arthropoda; Insecta; Lepidoptera; Nymphalidae
Product: cytochrome P450 4C1-like
Exons: 10
Coding region: 12-1532 (506 amino acids)
Molecular function (GO): oxidoreductase activity, acting on paired donors, with incorporation or reduction of molecular oxygen; heme binding; monooxygenase activity
Source: RefSeq, a predicted model, not a curated record